This is a messenger RNA of Sordaria macrospora k-hell, 2250 nucleotides long. NCBI's taxonomy places the organism in Eukaryota, Fungi, Ascomycota, Sordariomycetes, Sordariales, Sordariaceae. The record is from RefSeq and is a predicted model, not a curated record.
AUGGCAUUUCAACCCCCCGCCGACCAUCAGGGUCCCCUUUCCCAUUUGUCCUCCUUCGACAAUCCCCUUCUGGGGUCAGCAGAGCCUUGUGACGACUCAAUCCCGGACCUCCUUGGCGACUCCUUCCAGUUUCCUUUGGAUGUUUUCUGGGCAUACUUUCCUGUGGAUGUGAUCGAUUUUGACCAUUCAUUCAACGCUGUUUACCCUUUCUCCUCCCUUGACCUUAGGCCGACUCAUCACCCAUCUCUUUCAACUCCAAUCCCAGUCCCUCCUCCGGCACCGGCACCAGCACCAGCACCAGCACCGAGACUCUGCAGUCCCUCGACCCAAGCUUAUUCGAAGGCUCAUGACAUCGCAUCUGAUCAGGCUCCCGACUACCAUGCAUCCCCCAAUGCAGGAAUGGCAUCAUUACCAUGUGGAAUCAUUCGUCCAUCCCGGAUAAUUGGCGUUAAUGCUUACCCCGGCCUGCCCAAAGGACUUUCGGGGAGCGGGGAAGAUGAUGGCUUCCAUGUGGGAUCUUCAGGCUAUCGACAGCCUACUUCAGAGAGUCAUCCCAAAUUUCAAAACUGGAAUCUCGUGGCGAAGCAACCCAUGUCAAACCUGAACAGUGCAAAUCCAGGACAGCACCAAAAUCUCUACGGCGCCUGCCAUCCGAACCUCGCCCAAUCGUCUUCACACAUAAACAAUACACCAACCUUGCCAGAAGCUGUUUUAUCGUCUCUGCUAUGGCAGCCUGUCGGAGUCUCAGGACAUGGAAGCUGGACGGAUCAUGGAAACGGCAGCCUCCCCAUCCAGGAGUAUGUGGACGAGUCAACAAACACACAGAAUCAAUGGUCCAGUCCUCAGGAAAAUAUCUACGGUAGGGUGAUACCAUUCUGUGAAGGCCAUGAUGGACAUGGUGUGGAUCGUGAGUCAACCGGAUGCGAUCGCUCUGUGGGGUUUCAUUCUCCUCUUGAUGGAUGUGGGAGCCUGUUACCGUACUCAACAUCACGGACGCCGGAGUUGGGAGCACAGACCCCGUCUUUGUCAACAAAUGUCACCACUCCUGAGUCGACUGGUAACUCUGGUCCACCCACCCCGGAGCCCAGCUUGCCGGAAAGCAGACGGAAGGGCCAGUCAGCCAUUCUCCAGUUCGUGCAAUACACUGCUGGAAGCGACACAGGUGGUAGGACCUCCAAGAAGCGGUUGGCUUACGAUGAAGAGGACCAAGAUGCUUUAAGGAAUAUUGUCACGAAAGAUACCUUGAGGGAUCAAGAGGGGACGAUGAAAGACUUCAAGAUCGUCUUCCAUCAUCGUGAGAAGACUACCAAAAAAGGCCCGGCUGUCAAUGAGCCACUCUUCAUUAAUCGGGAAACGGUCUUCCAGCUUGCAGAUUUCUCGAAACCAGACGUUGGCGUCAUUAAGCUGAAGCUUACACAGAAGAUCGGCGACCAUCGUCUGGUUGUUCAUGGUAACAUCUUGAAGUAUAUCAACUUGGCAAAGAAGACCUACUUGCACACGCUCGAAGAUGUUGGUGGACUCACUUGGGAAAUCGUAUCAAUGGCCAUGGAAUACGCUGAAACUAACAAGGGCUCACUUGUUGAUACGGCCCUUGAUCUCUGGGUUGUCUGCAGGAUGAUUGAAGACCCGUGGGAACUACUGGAGGGCAACGAGCUCGGUGUUUCCCGUGUGGAUUUGCCUGGAACCAGGUUCCAUGGAAAAAUCCCAAUCCCUCCAAUGAUGGACACUCAACUGGACCAGGUCAUAAUUCAGUUCAUUCUUAAUCAUCUUCGAGGCAAGCUUAUUGGCCUGUUCGAGAAGAAUAUUAAGCCAGCAAAGCCGGAGACUUGGUUCGAGACCUUUCUUGCCUCGUUCAUCUUGCUCACGCACAUCGAACGGUUAGCCGCACAUUCUGUCCGACAUGCCGAGACCCACACAAUGCCGACCAAAUACUCCAACACCCAGUUCCUUGAGCAGGCGUUCAAUACUGCAAAGAUCAUUCUCUCGCGUUUCCAUUACGCUUGUAACGGAUCUGUACCGCUUGGUCUUGAAUUUAACUGGAAAGCCUCUCACGUCUCUUCGAUGGCCAAGCUGGGUCCUAAAGAAGUUGAGUUCAUGCAGAGAGUACAGAACACAUUCAAAGAGAGAGUAUAUGAUCUUCGAAAGCUCCCCGCCAACUAUGAAUAUGAGGCUCAUGGGCAUUGGUACCAUCAGCUAUUCAUCGAGGACUGGGACACGUCCCCUGUCGAUGUAAAAAACCCAUACGAGUAG